Molecule: messenger RNA, 5797 nt
Organism: Closterium sp. NIES-67
Lineage: Eukaryota; Viridiplantae; Streptophyta; Zygnematophyceae; Desmidiales; Closteriaceae
Source: the annotation of a GenBank genome assembly
CCCCGAGACACACGGGCACCUUGCCACCCGCCCCAAACAUUCUCUGGAAAGAGCCCUGCCCCACGUAUCACACACUCCAUCGGCAUACAGUACAGUAUUGAUCAAUUGCACACAUGCUGACAUGCCCUAACUUCAUAGCCGCUAGUCAAUUCGAGCGCCCCCACCGUUCACCUUCUACUGAAGGCAACCUGAAGCCACAAUUGCGGCAGUGGAAAUGGCUGAUGGGAGUGUGGCAGAAAUGCCUCCAGAAGCACCGCCACCAGAUCCAGCCGACGGCGACGCUGCGGCGGCGGCGAGCCAAUCAGAAACCGCAGCAGAGGAAAUGACACAACCUGGCAAUUCCACGGCGGCGGAAACUGCAUCCGCCGCCAGUCAGUCCGGGGGGCACGCGCACGGCGCAGCCGCUAGCGGAGAAGGCGCAGGCGAAAUUUCCGCCGCGGAAGCUCUCCCUUCCGCCGGUCCCCCGAUUUCUGGCGCGCCGCGAUCCUCCUCGGGACGCGGCAGCCGCGACGCGCCGCUUGGUGCAGAGGAUGAGCUUUCCGCCGCCGACGUGCACUACUUUGCGGAAACGCUCCGCCAAUGGCACGGCCGAACGGACACCCCGCGCUGCCCCGCCGCGGGGGCAUACCGCCGCCCCUCCGUCGGGGGGAGGCCCCGCGGCAUUCCUCUGCAGAUGUCCGCCCCGGUCGGGGGAAGCGCCGCCAUGCGCGGAGCGGCGGCGGCGUUCGGAGGUGCGGCGGCGGCGGGGGAGAAGAAGAAGAAGGAGGAGGAGCAGCCGCUGUUGGUGAAAGGCGCGGCGGAGGCGAAAUGCGCCGGGGCAGCGCGGGGUGGGGCAGCUGGCGCGGCCGCAGGCGCAGGCGGCGCAGGCGCGGGGGAGGGGGACGAUGGCGCGGAGUUCGACUACGGAAAGCUGCGGGGAGCGCUGAUGGGACUGGCGAAGGACGUGCUGGUGGAGCUGUGGAUCGAGCAGCACGCGCGGCUCGUGGAAGUGGGCGAGCGAGAGGCCGCCAGGGAGGCGUACACAGGCAUCAUGGAGCGCGCGCAGCAGCUGCAGCGCAUUUCCUUCCGCAUCCCGUCGAAGCGGGAGGGGCUGACGGGCAUCGACCUGCUGCUGCGCGACGGGCUGCUCGCGUUCCUCGUCAAACUCAGCGAGUACAUCCCGCCCAUGCCGGAGCAGGUGGUGAAGCUGCAGAAUGUGACGUACACCGCCAAGAUCCAGCGCAAGCAGGAGGGGUACGAGACGGUGGGGUCGAAGCUGCUGGGCUGCUUCCUGCCGUGCCUCUCCCCGCCCGCCCCCUGGGAGAACUUCAACGUGCUCUCGGACCUCUCUGCUUACUUCAUGCCUGGUUCUCUCACCCUCAUCUGCGGACCCCCUGGCUGCGGCAAAUCGGCCUUUCACAAGGCCAUAGCGGGCCGGCUGCAUGAGUCCAAGGCCCUGAAGCUGUCUGGCGAGGUGACGUACAACGGGCGGGUGUGGCAGGACGUGCAGGUGCGGCGCAUGGCGGCGUUCGUGGGGCAAACGGACGAGCACAUCCCCACGCUCACUGUCAUGGAGACGUGCAAGUUCGCGCAGGAGUGCGGGCGGCUGUUCACGCCGAAAGACUACGAGCCCAUGCAGGGGCUGGUGGAGAUGGUGCGCACGGAGUUUGGCGGCAUGGACCUGAAGCUUGAGUUCACGCUGCACCUGCUGGGGCUCAAGGCUGCGGAGGACACCAUAGUGGGUAGCCGCACUGUGCGCGGCGUCAGCGGGGGGGAGAGGCACCGUGUGACCACCGCAGAGAUGAUGUCGGGCAUGUUUGUGGUGAUGGCGUUCGACGAAAUCAGCACGGGGCUGGACAGCAGUGCAACGUACGACAUCGUGUCAGCCAUCCGCACCAUCGCCCGCGUGCGCCACACCACCAACGCCUUCUCGCUGCUGCAGCCACCACCCGAAGUCUUCAACCUCUUCGACCGGGUGAUAGUGCUGAGCGAGGGCAGCAUCAUCUACCAGGGGCCUCGGGCCGACGUGCUCGCAUACUUUGAGGGGCUGGGGUACCGUAAGCCUCCCCAUGUGGACGUGGCGGAUUUCAUUCAGGAGAUUCCAACAGAGUCAGGUGUGGAGUUUGUGGCACCUGGCGCCACCCACCUGAGCACAGCGCAGCUGGUUGAGGCGUACCGCAACUCGUGGCACUACAGGGACGUGAUGCGCGUGGUGGAGGGGGAGAAGGUGUGCAAGUCCGUGUGGGUGGAGGUGCAGCCCCCGAUCGACUUGGGCUUCUCCCUCUCUGGUGACUCAGUCACCGUCUCAAGUGUGCCGGCCCACUGCCACCUCUCCCAGCCCGACAUCACGUGCACUGACACGGUGCAGCAAGGGGACACUGUCACCGGGCUGGCGCUCCCAGGGGAGGUCAUGCAGUAUGCUAAGGCUGGGUGUGGGGGAGAAGGAGGAGGGGAAGGAGGGGGGAAGGGUGGGGAUGGGGAGGGUUGUGAGGAGCUGCCAGCGCACGCCAAGUUCGAGCAGGAGUACGCCAUCCCGUGGUGGGCCAGCACCAAGCUGGUGGUGGCGCGGCAGUUCAAGGUCGCCACGCGCAACACCUCCUUCCUCAUCGCGCGCGGCAUGCAGGUGCUGAUCCUGGGCAUAUUCACGGGCACUGUGUUCUACCGCAUCCCCAACACCAUCUCCACGGCCACCAUGCAGCUGCGCCUCUCCAUCGCCUUCGCCGCCACCAUGGCGCUCGCUCUGGGGGGCUUUGCGCUCAUCCCCAACAUCAUCGAUGAGCGGCAGGUGGUGGAGAAGCAGAUGGGCGCGCGGUUCUACCGCUCGAGCUCCUAUGUCAUCGCCAGCACCAUCUGCAACCUGCCGUUUUCGCUGGCUGAGGUGCUGAUCUACGGCCCUCUCGUGUACUGGCUGACGGGCAUGAGCGCAGCGGAUGGCGCGUCCCACUUCUUCCUCUUCCUGCUGCUGCUGCUCGCAGUGGACGUCAUGGGCGCCACGCUCAUCCGCCUCGUCGCCUCCGUCAGCACCUCCAGGGAGAUGGCGUCGAGCCUCGCAGGUCUGGUGGUGAUCACCUUUCUGCUCUUCACGGGCUUCCUGCUGACCAAGCCCAACAUCCCCGCGUGGUGGAUCUGGAUGUACUACGUCAACCCGCUGCAGUACGGCGUCACCGCCAUCUGCAUCAACGAGUUCCUCUCGGGCUCCUACAACGAGCCCUGCAGCACAGUCAACACCACCACCGCGGCCUUCUGUCUCAACAAGCCUGGCAGCACCACAGCCGGAGAAGCCUUCUUACAGUUCUUCGGAAUGCCCUCCUCCUUCGGUGCCGUCUGGUACUCCCUCGCCGCUCUCCUGGGAUUCACUGCCCUCUUCAUCUCCCUCACCUUCCUCGCUGUUGCUCGCAUUCGGUUCAACGAGAAUAAGACGCCGCCCGCCAGCCGCCUGCCGCCCCGGCCGCCCCAGCGGAACGUGUUUCAGAAGGCGGUGCGGGCGGUGAAGAAGCAGAUGUCAUCAGAGGAGAAGGGGAAAGAGGAGGAGGAGGGGGGCGAGGCGGAGGAAGCAGAGGCAAUGAUCGAGAGGGAUGCCGCUGCUGCUGAGCCUGCUGCUGCUGAUGGUGCGGAGGAGGAUGGAGGGACGAAGGCGGCCCCUCAGUCACGAGUCAAAUUCACGCCAACUACUCUGUCCUUCCACGACCUGCUCUACGAGGUGGACGUACCGGGCAUGAGUGAGCCCAAGGUGCUGCUCAACAGUGUGUCUGGCUUCGUGCGCCCUGGCACCAUGACUGCCCUCAUGGGCUCCUCAGGCGCGGGCAAGACAACCCUGUUGGACGUGUUGGCGGGGCGCAAGACCAUCGGGCGCACCCGGGGGGACAUCCUGGUCAACUCCUUCCCCAAAGUGCAGGCCACGUUCGCCCGCAUCUCCGGCUAUGUGGAGCAGAGCGACAUCCACACUCCCUUCAUCACCAUCCGCGAGUCGCUGCAGUUCAGCGCCGCUCUGCGCCUGCCCUCCACCACCUCGCCCGCUGACAGGGCGCUCGUGGUGCAGGAGGCCAUGGACCUGCUGGAGCUGCACGACAUAGCGGACACCCUAGUGGGGUUCAUCGGCAUCAACGGGCUGACAGUGGAGCAGGCGAAGCGGCUGACCAUAGGCGUGGAGCUGGUGGCCAACCCCAGCGUGCUCUUCCUGGACGAGCCCACCAGUGGGCUGGACAGCCGCGCUGCCGACAUUGUCGUGCGGGGAAUCAGGAACAUUGCUGGCACAGGGAGGAGCACCAUCUGCACGAUCCACCAGCCGAGCCGGCGGCUCUUCUUUGCGUUUGACUGGCUGUACCUCAUGAAGCGCGGGGGCGAGGUCGUCUACUUCGGCCCCAUCGGCCACAACGGCUGUGACCUCCUGAGCUACUUCGAGUCCUUGCCUGGCCUGCCCAAGUGCCGGGACGACCAGAACCCUGCUACCUACAUGCUGGAGAUGAUAGGGGCAGGCAUAGGCCAUGCGUCCAUGCGCGACUUUGCGCUGGACUACGCGGAGAGUGUACUCGCAGCAGACAACCAGGACCAGCUGGAUGCCAUUCGCUAUGGCAAGGGCGAGUACGGCCCGGAGCCGUCGGUGCGCGGGUAUGCGGCGUCGUGGGGCACGAUGACGCGCAUGGUGUUCCUCAGGCAGUUCCACACGUACUGGCGCAACGUGUCCUACAGCUUUGGGCGGAUCAUGUUCUCCAUCAUUCUUGGGCUCAUUCUCGGCAGUGCCUUCUGGCAGAUCAACUACACCACCAUACCCGGCUUCGCAUCCCGCCAGGGCCUCAUCUACGUGGCUCUGGUUUUCGUUGCUGUGGUCAACGCCAACAACGUCAUUCCGCAGGUGAACGCAGAGCGGCCUGUGUACUACCGAGAGAAGGCGUCCAACAUGUACUCCGCGUUCCUCUACAACCUCUCCUGGGGACUUAUAGAGAUGCCCUACCUCGCGCUGACGACGCUCAUCUUCUGCAGCAUCUGCUUCGGCAUGGCGGGCGUGGCCACGGGCAGCGCUAGCGACUUCUUCCUCUUCUGGGUCAACUUCUUCCUCUACUCCGCGUGCAUCACCUACUAUGGCAUCUUCAUGGCCAUGCUCACGCCCAACGCCGAGACGGCCACUGUGAUCAUCCCCGUUAUAGUCAACAUCUGGAACAUCACAUCGGGCUUCAUGAUCCCCAAGACCGAGAUCCCCGGCUUCUGGGUGUGGCUGUACUACCUCAACCCCACCCAGUUCGCCCUCAACUCUCUCCUCUCCGUCGCCUUCUACUGCGACACCACCACCCCCGGCGCCCCUUGCGCUGUUGCCGGCUGCUCUAACAACCCGGCUGUCUGUCCCAGCUGCACAUGUGCUCGGCUCUCGGAUCAAGGGGAUGUGCUGGUGUGGAGUGUGGCAGAGCCACAGCGGUCGCUGAAUAGAGGCAAUGUGGGGUACAAUGUGCUCGCGCUGCUGGCUUUUAUUGUCGUGUUCAGGGGGGGGGCGUAUCUCGGGCUGCGCUUUAUCAAGUAUAACCGGCGCUAGGUGGGGCGCUGGAGUGGUGUAGUAGUAGCGUAGCUGGUGCGGUGGAUGUGGGAUUGGGAGGUGCGUGGGGAAUGGAGUAGAGUAGAUGUGGAAGACUGGGGUCCAUGGGGGGUCAAAAGGCUUAUGUGCUUCAUGGAAAUAAAGCUUAGUAUAGCUGCUUUGUUGAUAGGUUGGUUGGGCUGUAGGAGCACCAAUAUGGCAAUCAGUGUGUCCACCUUGUUUCCAUUUAUUUAGACCAGUUAGCCCUUGCCUCGUAAUCCUCUAUCUAGGCCAGGGCUCAAAUUAGCCGGGUAA